Molecule: messenger RNA, 6680 nt
Organism: Osmerus eperlanus (European smelt)
Lineage: Eukaryota; Metazoa; Chordata; Actinopteri; Osmeriformes; Osmeridae
Gene: tnpo1
Product: transportin 1
Biological process (GO): protein import into nucleus
Cellular component (GO): cytoplasm; nucleus
Molecular function (GO): small GTPase binding; nuclear import signal receptor activity
Source: RefSeq, a predicted model, not a curated record
GCAAUCAUAUAGCUAAAGCUAGUUGUUGCGAAAACAGAAUGUUCCUGCGCUGACACAGACAAGCCGCCCCAUGUCAAAAAAUUCUGGACAGUUACAGUAUAUUGCAGGAAGAAACUAUAGGCAACCUAUAUCGGCAAACCAAGAUGGAGUGUGAGUGGAAACCAGACGAGCAAGGACUUCAGCAAAUCAUACAGCUUUUAAAAGAGUCACAGUCGCCUGAUACCUCCACUCAAAGAUCCGUACAGCAAAGACUCGAACAGCUCAAUCAGUUCCCAGACUUCAACAACUACCUGAUAUUUGUUCUCACGAAGCUGAAGUCAGAAGACGAGCCGACCCGCUCCCUGAGUGGGCUGAUCCUGAAGAACAACGUGAAGGCCCACUACCACAGCUUCCCCAAUGGCGUGUCCGACUUCAUCAAGAGCGAGUGUCUGCAGAACAUUGGAGACGCUUCGCCCCUCAUCCGGGCCACCGUGGGUAUCCUCAUCACCACCAUCGCCUCCAAGGGGGAGCUGCAGAACUGGCCGGAGCUGCUGCCCAAACUCUGCCUCCUGCUGGACUCGGAGGACUACAACACCUGUGAGGGAGCGUUUGGAGCCCUGCAGAAGAUAUGUGAGGACUCGGCGGAGAUUCUGGACAGCGACAUGCUAGACCGGCCCCUCAACGUCAUGAUCCCCAAAUUCCUGCAGUUCUUCAAGCACAGCAGCCCCAAGAUCAGGUCACACGCUAUCGCCUGCGUCAACCAGUUCAUCAUCAGCAGAACCCAGGCUCUCAUGCUGCACAUCGACCCCUUCAUAGAGAACCUGUUUGCCUUGGCGACGGACGAGGAGCCGGAGGUGAGGAAGAACGUGUGCAGGGCCCUGGUGAUGCUGCUGGAGGUCCGCAUGGACCGCCUGCUGCCGCACAUGCACAACAUCAUCGAGUACAUGCUGCUGAGGACCCAGGACCAGGAUGAGAACGUGGCCCUGGAGGCCUGCGAAUUCUGGCUCACACUGGCCGAGCAGCCCGUGUGUAAGGACGUGCUGGGUGGACACCUCUCCCAACUCACUCCGGUGCUCGUCAACGGGAUGAAGUACUCUGAGAUCGACAUCAUUCUCCUCAAGGGCGAUGUGGAAGAGGAUGAGGCCAUCCCCGACAACGAGCAGGACAUCAGGCCGAGGUUCCACCGCUCGCGCACGGUUGCCCAGCAACACGAGGGCGACGGCAUCGAGGACGAGGAUGACGAGGAUGACGACGAUCUGGAUGACGACGACACCAUCUCCGACUGGAACCUGCGUAAGUGUUCGGCGGCAGCGUUGGACGUGCUGGCAAACGUGUUCAGGGACGACCUGCUCCAACCCAUCCUGCCCCUGCUCAAGGAGCUGCUGUUCCACCAAGACUGGGCCGUCAAGGAGUCUGGCAUCCUGGUGCUGGGGGCCAUCGCUGAGGGCUGCAUGCAGGGCAUGAUCCCCUACCUGCCGGAGCAUCCCCACCUGGUCCAGUGUCUGUCGGACAAGAAGGCCCUGGUGCGCUCCAUCACCUGCUGGACGCUCAGCCGCUACGCCCACUGGGUGGUCAGCCAGCCGCCGGACACCUUCCUGAAGCCCCUGAUGACGGAGCUGCUGCAGCGCAUCCUGGACGGCAACAAGAGGGUGCAGGAGGCUGCCUGCAGUGCGUUUGCUACUCUGGAGGAGGAGGCGUGCACUGAGCUGGUCCCCUACCUGGCCUACAUCCUGGACACGCUGGUCUUCGCCUUCAACAAGUACCAGCACAAGAACCUGCUCAUCCUGUAUGAUGCGAUCGGCACCCUGGCCGACUCUGUGGGACACCACCUCAACAAGCCGGAGUACAUUCAGAUGCUGAUGCCUCCUCUAAUCCAGAAGUGGAACCAGCUCAAGGAUGAAGAUAAAGAUCUGUUCCCUCUGCUGGAGUGUCUCUCGUCCGUGGCCACGGCACUGCAGAGUGGCUUCCUGCCCUACUGUGAACCCGUCUACCAGCGCUGUGUCAACCUGGUCCAAAAAACCCUGGCCCAGGCCAUGCUCCACCAGUCCCAGCCAGACCAGUACGAGGCCCCUGAUAAGGACUUCAUGAUCGUGGCGCUGGACCUGCUCAGCGGAUUGGCUGAGGGCUUGGGGGGCAACAUUGAGCAGCUGGUCGCCCGUAGCAACAUCCUGACCCUCAUGUACCAGUGCAUGCAGGACAAGAUGCCGGAGGUUCGCCAAAGUUCCUUUGCACUCCUGGGGGAUUUGACCAAAGCUUGCUUCCAGCACGUCAAGCCAUGCAUCGCUGACUUCAUGCCUAUACUGGGCACUAAUCUCAAUCCUGAGUUGAUAUCAGUGUGCAACAAUGCAACAUGGGCUAUCGGAGAGAUAUCGAUACAAAUGGGCUCUGAGAUGCAGCCGUACGUGGCCAUGGUGCUGCACCAGCUGGUGGAGAUCAUCAACAGACCCAACACACCAAAGACCCUGCUGGAGAACACAGCAAUAACAAUUGGUCGUCUUGGUUACGUUUGUCCUCAAGAGGUGGCACCCAUGCUUCAGCAGUUUGUAAGACCCUGGUGCACCUCUCUACGGAAUAUAAGAGACAACGAGGAGAAAGAUUCUGCUUUCCGAGGCAUCUGCACCAUGAUUAGCGUCAACCCUGGAGGAGUGGUGCAGGAUUUUAUAUUUUUCUGUGAUGCAGUGGCCUCCUGGGUAAAUCCAAAAGAUGACCUGAGAGACAUGUUCUGCAAGAUCCUCCAUGGAUUCAAAAACCAGGUGGGGGAGGAGAACUGGAGGCGGUUCUCUGACCAGUUCCCCCUGCCUCUUAAGGAACGUCUGGCCACCUUCUACGGGGUCUAACCGUGUCCAUAGGAAUGGGCCUGUUCAAGGGGGUCAGUCCAUACGGGAGACGACAGGAGUCUCUUAAACCCAGGGAUAAGUUACCCUUUACUGGGGGGGUAGGGUCUGCCAGCUGGGGGAGGGAGGGGUUGCACACCCCUCCCCAUCCUUCUGGACGGGGUGGGAGGGGAGGAGUUAGACCAGGCACUCGACGCCCCCCCCCCUCUGCAUAGGCAAGGGGGGAGGGGGGUGACCUUCAGGCCAACUUUAUCAUUGGAGAAAAUUUAGUUUCAGCUAUCCAACGCAUCUCAAUCAGAGACUGAAGAGAAACGGAAAGGCCUCUUCUUUCGUAUUUUCACCAUUUUUAAUUUCCAGCCUUUCAUAAAACAUUCUCUAAGCUCCUCUUCAGCACUGCAGAGCAUAUAUCUGUUGACUCUGUAAAAGCUAUUUAGAUCGGGUAAAAUCAUGAGUUUUAUACUGACUGAGGGUGGAGGGAGGGUGGGCGGUAUUGUGGAGAAUCAAAAACCCAUCAGUCGGCAUCUACCACUCAGUGAUAGAUGUGGGGGUGAGGGGGAGGGGAACUACAAGCACUAGACUGGAUUGUACCAUAGUUGUGGAUCUGAAAUCAGGAAAUUGCCUGGAAAUGCAGUAGGUCUGUAUUGUAAUAUUGUUUCCGCAAUGGUGUGGACAGCUGCUAGUUAACAACUAACCGCGGUAUGGUAAUGGAGUAAAAGGCUGAUGAACUAUCAUAUUUAGAGACUUUUUUCUUUUUUUUAAGCCAGCAACGUUUUAUAGCCAAAAAAAAGGUGUCGUCCUUUGCAUAUCUUAAUAAGAGUAUGAUAAUUGCAUUGUCUUUACUUGUAGUCCUCAAUCAAAUGUCUGCUGUCUCUAGAUAUCUGAGUGGAGUGGUUGAAAACAAUAGAUUGGUGUGUCUUUAAAGAUUUAAAGAGACAUUCAAUUCAAGAGCAAUUCAAAAGUAAUUUUAGAGUAUUUCGAUUACAACUGGUCAGAAGUCGUUUACUCUGCCAGCCAGUCAAAAAUGGCAUCACAGAUGUAGUAUUAUUUGUUGUGGUUGAAAUUAAAGUAACUUGUCUUAACGCAGAGUGGGGGGGGGGGGGUGGUGGUGUGGGGGUAGGUAGCAUGCUUGCAUCAUGACAGGGAAGGUGGUGUUCAUCUUUAGAGUGCUGUGUGUGUUGCAUCGGAUAGUUGUGAUGUUUGCAUCACCCUGUGAUGAAGUUCCUUAACCUCUGUGUUUUUACUCCAUUUCAAAGUUUUUUUUUUCGUCCCCUCUAUGCUUGCCUGGGGAGCCUCUAUAAAUGUCUACUGUCGCAAGCAUGGCUAGGCUAUCUCGAAGGUAGCUCGUAUAGUAGUACGGUCUCUAGGAGCUAGGCUGUGGAUGAGAGAGAGUGUGUACAUAUCUGUAGCCAUCUCUUGAGCGACGCCGGUCCUCUUCUGUCCUGUGCCGUGGAUGUGGCGUGCUAUGUGCGUUUACCGGCAAGCAUAUCACACUCCCACAUUCUUACGUGAGUCGACGUGGCUUUACACUGCUCCGCAGCCGGCUCUCUUCCAGUGGGGGGGGGGGGGGGAAAUGGCAUACAGGUGUUCGUCAUGUAUAGUGUCCAUUAUCAUCGUCGUCAUCGCCAUGUUUGCGUUUCUAGAGUAAUAUUAGGAUACGAAUCUAGUCCUACAUUGGUGUUUGUGACCUCUGUGCUCCAAUGCAAACUCGACAAACAGCAAACUAUUGUUAUAGUGAAUCUUUUGUUCCUCUUUUUUAUUUUUUAUUAUUAUGUACUGUGGUUAUGCCGUUAGUUGUUUUUGCAUUUUGUGUUAAAAGCAUGAUCUGGAGGAUGAUUGUAAUGAUUGUUUUGAGUGAUUGUGUUUUGCGGGGUACUGAUCCCUUGCAUGUUGGUGGCCCUUCACAUCCCAGUCUAGCGGGGGGAGGGGGGGUAUUUUAAUAUUCAACAAAGCUUUGAAUAAAAAUAAAUCAUAAUUAAGGACUAUUUCUUUGCAAAACCCACCCUCUUUUUGCCAAUUUUCAUUGAAUCCAAGCCGACUGGAGCAUUUUACUAUUCGUGUUUAUCUUUAACUAUUGUCCUACCUAGUCAUUAACUUUUCAAUGCUGUGAAACCAAGAUUUAGGAAUACGAUCUUGUACUCAAUUUUCCCUUUUUCGUUUUGUGUUUGUUAUGGCUCUGAGAAUCAAAAAAAAGUGGAAGUGUUUGACUGUCUGAUUGUAUCCCAUGAUGAAGUUGUAGGUGGGCAGGGGUGGGGGAGUCUCUGCCCAGCCAAUCAACUCGGCUCUGCUGGUCAGAGAAAUCCCUGCAGUACUUUAAGGCCUGUGUUAAGGCCAUAUUAUGCACUCAAAAAGUAAGAUAUGAAAAUGUAAUAUGCAGUGCCGCUCGUACAUAAAUUGUACAGUAAUAAUUUAUUGAUAGUUGAUCAUGGGCACGUUAAAUAAUGCUAAGUUUAGAAGUAUUAUCCUCUCCGUUGAUAUGUUGGUAUAUUUUGUCUUUUUUUUUUUAAGAUAAAUAAUACAUUAUAAAUUGAAUGACCUAACUCUUUAAUUCAUUGAUUAUGAUUGUUAAAACUGAAUUUAAAUAAUAUUUUAAUGAGGAAAUUAUUCAAUGACAAUUAGUCCUAUUCUUUUAUUAUUGGUCAAAUGAAACAACAGAAACAAAGCAUCAUGGGAUAUGUGGAGGCACUUGUCUUUGUUUGUUGUGUUGUGCCAUGUAUAUUUGGUGUCCUGAAGUUUGAAAUAAUUUAGUCUUUGUCACAUUCCAGCUGCUUGGCAUGCAAACAAGGAGGAAGCAUGGCUUAACUGGGUCUGUCCACUUAGGACACUGCAUUUAAAGACACACAAACUAAAGAGCGAGAGAUAGCAAAAAUAUUUUUAAAAACGCAUUUGCUGUCGAUGUGCUGUCUUUACCGACGUCCUCUGCUAUACAAUUUAGUUUCUCUACUUGAAUAUUUGUUGUAGUAACCUCAGGUUGUUUUGUGUUUACCGCUGUUAUUUUGUUGUUGUUUUGCCUAAUGUAUGCCUUUUUCCAUCUCCCUUUACCAAAAGAGAUUAGUUGUAAACCUCUCCUAUUUCAACCAUGAACAGUGUGUAUAUGUGGAUGCUGUUCAACAUUGAUGUUAGAUACAGUAUGUGUGCUAGAUAGCUUACCAACAGGAUUCUGAGAGAUUAAAACACACACCAUUUUUUUAAUAAAUAUUUACCAGACACACUGAUAUUGAAAUCACAACUUUGGUGAAGAAGAGAAUAAGAAAUUGGAAAGAGUAACCUUGCACAUAAUACAUGCAACUUUGGCAAAGUGAUUGUAAGAAUUGUAGUCGUUUAUAUGUAGUGUAAUAAUAUACAAGAUGCCUUGAGAGCUAUUGGAUAAUAAUUUAGCUGAUUUAUCUGAAGAAAUAUGUGAUACGCACAAGCAACUUGUGCUCACGGCUAGGUGUCCAAACUGAGGUAUUUAAUAUUACAAAGAGUAUAAAACGCUUUACGUGUCCCUUUAUUACAGCGUCAACCAACAACAGCAGAAUGUCUCUUUCAAACGACAACUCCUGGAUACCCUGUGAUGUUUAUUUAACUAUGAAACUUGACUAGAAUUUCUCCAAGUCUGCCUUCACCUUCACUCGCUGUAAUGGGAGAAACUUCAUUUCGAAUUGUGACAAUAUGAUUUUAUUUUUAUUUUCCUUUUUGAUAAGUAAGCUGCUGAAAUUUGAGAAAAAAUAUUUUUUUGGGGCCACCAAAUAUUUUGGAUCAUGCAAAGAAUCUAUAUUGUACUGUAGUAAUUUUGUAAUAACAUUUGUAUGAGGUAAUGGAUGUGAAUGGUUAUCACUGCUUGGAUCUGUACAUUGUUGACAAUAAAUUGUUUACAUACAUAUGAAA